This is a messenger RNA of Phymastichus coffea, 6093 nucleotides long. RefSeq names its product protein suppressor of sable (gene su(sable)). Gene Ontology annotation, molecular function: metal ion binding; RNA binding. The coding region runs from base 1849 to 5394 and encodes 1181 amino acids. Gene Ontology annotation, biological process: negative regulation of DNA-templated transcription. The record is from RefSeq and is a predicted model, not a curated record. Gene Ontology annotation, cellular component: nucleus. The transcript has 11 exons. NCBI's taxonomy places the organism in Eukaryota, Metazoa, Arthropoda, Insecta, Hymenoptera, Eulophidae.
AUUUAUUUCAAUAAAAAAUUUAUCAAGAAUAUUGCUGAAUUAUUUAUUUAUAAAUCAUCAUAAAAAUUAUCAUUAUUUAUUUACAAAUAAUUGCAUAUAUAAAAAAUUUUGAAAGCAUCAACUUAACGUUUUUAUACUGAUACCAGUAAUGGUUUAAUUUUUAUUUAAAAAUUCUCGAAUAUGAAGUAGGACACGAAAGUGCGUUCACCGAGUAUUUUGCAACAAAUCAAUGCAAAAGAAAAGGAUCGCGCUUAUCGUUAGAGCAAGAAAGCGCGCGCACACAAUUCUUGCACAUGACGAAAAUUACGUGCGCGGAAAGCAAAAUCGGCGAUUGGGAACGGAAGAAGGAUAAUUGUGCAGUCUUUCCACUACCUUAUCAGUAUCCAUACAAUGAUUUUUUGCCAGAAAAUCAUUGAAUGCCGGAAUCAUUUUUUCAGAAAUAAAAUCAGAUUUUACAUGACUUCCGAUUAAUUUGGUUUGGCAAUGGAAUUUCAAUAAUUAAAAUUGAAGUUGAGUGUAAUUGGAAAAUCGCCGUAACGUGCAAGAAGGAAACUGAAUGUGCAUAAAGGAUGUGACGUAUUCGGUGCGCAAUCCGAUUGGCGGACGUUGUCUACAAACACCCCCCACCACUGGAAAUAGGCGGAGUGAGUCAGUCGAGCCCGUCCACGUCGUUGCUGGCUGCGCAGCAGCCCGAUCAGAACAGUUCCAGAUGUGGCCAUGUUUAGUUAAAACUUUGCUCAAGUUCUCGAUAUUCUCGUCAUAAAUUAUCACAGCAACGUCGCAACGACAAUACUCGCGCGAGACUCUCCCGGAUCUCUCACUCAGAGCGCAAUAAGCAUUGUAAUAACUGCUGCUACAACAUCAACAGCAAACAACCAAUUUUUCUUCUUUUUUUGCUUUUAUAUUCUCUCUCUUUCAAUUUCUCUUCAUUAUCCGCGGCGCUGCCAAUCACGGCCUCUCCCGCGUGUCUUCCAUCUUUUUAUUUCUUUCUCACGUAGUUUUCUCUCUCGCAGACACCCGACAUUUUUGACUCAUUUGUGAACGAGUCGAUUACUUUCGCAGUUUUUUUUCCUAGCAAGCGCAACGCUCGGAAAAUGAAAAUCAAUUGCUCUGUGGAAGAGUUACGGUACGACAACAUACAGACACGCAUACAACAGACUUGUUUCAAAUCAUACUAGCAUCAUCGGCCAUGUUUCUAUUUCUCGAGCAAAUGCUCUCUUCGUUUCCUACACACACGCACACGCAGACACACAGACAAAAUUCUCAUUCGAACGUAUUUUCUCAAGGAAGUUUCUUCGAGAGUAAGUUGAUCAUCAUUUUCACUCUAGAGUGCAAUGUGUAAGUGUGCCUAGCCUUGGAUAACACACUUCCGUUAUCUGCUGGCGUAUACACAGCUGACGCUCUCACGUACAUUCGUAUACAAAUACAUACCCAAUACGACAAACGAACGACGCUACGCUCACAUACACUGUUGCGCGCGCAACGCGUCCGGAAGAGGGGAAGGGAUACAAGACGACGAAAACUGAUCGAUCGAUGCGCAGGUUAUGAUCGUCGCGGUGGACUUUGGUUUAUAUUCAUGGAAGGGUAUAUAGAUAUAUGCGUAUAAGACAUUUAGAUAUUAGGCUGAACACAAAAAGCAGACAUCGUGUGAGUGAUUUAUAGUCUCCUCCGUGUACCCGUAUGCAACAAUUUUUGCGUACGCACACAAUUUGGCAGCCAUUGUUGAGAAAAAUCAAUGGAGAAGACACAAUGACGCCAACGAGAGAGAGCACCUUUUCAUAAUCUCUAAUUAUACGUCAUACAAUAUAACGUAUCAAACACUCGGUUUAUGCUUUACGAAGCACAAUUAUGGCCCUCGAAAGUGUUUCCGCGGUUGAGACCGCUAUACAAAGCAACGCCGACGACAAUGACUUGGAAGAUGGAGAGAUACCAUCGGAUGAGGACGAUGAGCCGGCACAGCCGCCGCCGAUCCAACCAAACCGAUUAUCCCCGGAGCUAGCAGCCAAGGAAAUUAUCCCACUAAACAAGACUGAGUCGUCGCCAAAGCACAAGAGCUUCGACAAAUUUGCCAAAAGCAAAUCCAAAUCACCCACCAGCGGCACCGACAGACUCAAUCGUCAAAAGAGUGCUGCCAGUGACGACUUCGCCGGUGACGUGGAGAAAGCCAUCAGAGCAGCUCUGGACGAGGACAGAGGGAAAUAUGAGAAAGCUCGAAAUAAGAAUGAUAAGAGCAGCAAAGCUCGCAGUAGGAAAAGGUCGCAUGACAAGGACGACGAACGAGCCAGAGAUCAAAAGAAAAAACGCACGAGCGACGAUGAGAAUGGGAACGAAGACGAUGACGAGAUGCUGUUCGUCAGAGGUGCAUCGCCGGUCAGGAGAGGCUCGCACGAAAGUUCACCCGUUAGGCGAGAUGACUGCUACAACAGCGGCUCGGAUUACGACGACCGUAACAUCUCUAAUCGGCAUAGAGAUGAUAGCAAGCGAGGUGGAGCACGAUGGUCGCAAGAUCGUAACAAACAACCUCCACUGUCAGUGGCAGCAGCUCGACGGAACGUCAAACAGAACGAUCGCUUGGGUAACAAGGCUGGCAUCAAGGCUCGUAUGCAGUUGCGAGGCGAACGAAAUAAUCGUCGCAAUCAGAAUGAUCACGCGUAUCAGGAUCCCGAUGCUAUCUGCGUGUACUACAUGCAAGGCAAGUGUCACAGGGGCGACGACUGCCCGUUCUCCCAUAAUGCGCUACCACCCAGGAAGAUGGAACUUUGUAAAUUCUACCUGAUGGACUGUUGCGCCAAGAGGGACAAGUGCCUCUACAUGCACCACGAUUUUCCAUGUAAAUUCUUUCACACUGGCUCGAAAUGUGUCGCCGGUGAGAACUGUAAGUUCUCACAUCAGCCCAUGAGCGAGCAGGUGAAGAACAUCUUGCUAAAACACUUAGAGACUGCUCCCAAAGAGAUUUUAGGAAAUUUCCCGCGACUGAGUAGAGAAGGCGCAUUGCACAUGAUCAAUAUGACCGAAAAGCAGUUGACAGGUCACGAUGCACCUAGAAUUCCUAGUCUCUUUGACCUCAAAGUUUCAAAUUCAUUCGAUACCACGCACAUCAAUGACCACGGAAAUAACGAAAUGGACGAUCAUAAGCAUACGCACAAAGAUCGUAAGUCGUUAAAAAAGACACGAUGGGGCUCGGAUGACGACCGAGUGCCGCUUGACGUACUCAACAAGUUUGCUUUACUCGGCAAAGAGUCAAGCGGUACGGCGGUCAAUUUUUACAACGAAAACGACUCGAAGGUAAAGGAGAGGGACGAGCGGGAACGUGAAGAGAGACCAAAGACGAAGGAUUUGGCGAGUUUGAACGCCAUUCCCAAAGACGUGGACUUGAGACAACUGUUGAGGCCAAAAACACCGAAAACUGUUAAUGUUACGGAUGAGGUGGCGAAUUCGGCUAUGGCAAAGAUGGAAGAGGGAAACGAUCGAGAUGAGGAUACUAGCUUGGUCAUCGAGACGCCUACCGAUGAUGAAGAUAAGAGUAAAACGAGAGUAUCGCCAAGUCUGGGUAGUCAGAUUAUACCAUCGAGCUUGUCAAAGAAAACACAAGAGCUAUUUAUGCGAAUACAGCAGCAGCAGAAAGAACAAGAGGAUAGUUUCAAAAAUUUAGAUAACAAUGAGGAUCAGCAUGUGAACGAGGAAGACUGGUACUCGGAUGAUGAUGACGAUGAUGAUGAUUAUCAACUAACAAUCGUCGAUUUCGAGAAAGAGAAAGAAGAAGAGGAACAGAAAUUGAAAACAGAAGAAGAACCAUUGCAGCAGUCAGGUAUUCCUCAACCCGCACCGUUCGUCGACUCCAAGCUUGGUGAUUUGAGCAAAAUUGAUAUCAGUAUGGAGGUCUCGAAAUUGCUGUCGUCAAUAAAAGCACAAAGUAAUCAGAAGCAAGAGAAAGAGGCAUUGAAAACCAGACAAGAGUCUACUGAGAUAGAUACGAAACCCGAGUUGCCUUUAACGAACAGAGUCUUAGAAAGCGAACACUCCGAUCCCAAAAUGUCACCUUCUUCAAAUAUAUUGCAAUCAACUACGGUAUCUCGAGACCCGCGAAUGAGCCGUGAUCCACGUCAAAGAAGGGAUGAACCUCGACAACCAUUGCUUGGAGCUGCUACACCUGUCGCAAAAACUGAUCCAAAAGACGCGCGUUCGAUGCGACUAGAAAUGAGUAUCUACAGUUCUGGUAUUAUUGCCGAGGACGCAAUAAUGGACGUAGAUUUAAGAGCGAAACUCGAUCACGAUCACCGACGCAAAGACAUGGAUCUUAGGUGUUUCCCUCCAGGGCAGUCAUUCGGCGACACGGAUUUGCGACUUGGAGUUGGAGGCUACAACGUCGAUACACCCAAAGGUGGAGACGUAGAUCUCAGAAUGUUGAGUAUGUCGUUCAAGCCUGUACCUUCACAUGUACCGUGCACAGAACUCGAAGCGGGAAUUACCUCGCAUCCACCCAUACCAUAUAAGGUGUACGUGAUUGAUGUGCCAAGACCUGAUUAUACCGGUCUCAAGAUAUCGAAAAACGAUCCCCAAGUGCAGUACGAUCCGAGAUUACGGAAAAUACUGCGGAUAAGCGACGUACCUGAAUCGCCAAUGUCGCCGCCACCUGUAAAAAUGUUAGAUACUCCAAAAUCCCCACCACUGGUACGUACUGAUCCGAGGCGUAAAGCUCUCGAGGCCGCCACUCAACCCAAAAUCAUACCUACGACAGUGCAACAGCAUGCGGUUCAAGAGCAUCCUAAUAUCGGUGGUAUGCCUAUGGGAAUGAGCUCUAGCUAUAUGCAAAAUCCAACUGCUAUACCAGUCCAAUCAAUAGGUUCAUCCAUGGGCCCACAGCCAUUAAUGGGUGCACCGAUGCUGGGUGGCAUGGGCCCGAUGAUGCGCGAUGGUCCAGUACUGAGUCGUGAAAUGCCAGUCAUAGGUCGCGAUGUACCAGUCAUGGGUGGAAACGGUGGUAGUUCCAUGGGUCCGCCUAAUAUGCGAAUGGGUUCAAGAAUGCAACAACAUCCUGGUCCUCAAAGUCAAAUGCGUGAUUAUGGUGAUCCUCGGUAUAACUCACGGGGAGAAAACAAUGUUGGAUUACUCGGUCCUGGGCCACAGCAAAUGGGUGGUUACAGAGAUGACCCGAGGUCGCAAUUUGACGGACCACCCGGUCGAUAUCCCGUCGACAAUUAUGAUAAUUAUGGGAAUGGGCCAAAUAUGGGUCGAGGGGAAUUGAGGAUGGAAAGAGGUUUUAACGGAGGAUUAGACGAGUCGAAUUUCUCUGGAAACUCGGAUUGGGGCGGAAAUCAAGGUAGAAUGAAUAGAAAAGAUAGGAGAAGAACUACUCGAGGGAAAUUUGGUGGCUUACUGAAGCGAAAAGAUUAAACGUAAUGAAAUAGGGGAAGAGAUGUAAUGAAAAUUUAUUUAAGGAGUUUUCCAGAAACGCAUGAUUCGUACAAACGAUUCGUUGGAAGACGUUAACCAAUGAGCUUAACGUUGUUACUAUCGAAACUAUACAUCAUUCUGUUAAAAUCUAAUAGUCUCAUAAAUUAUUACCAAAACGUGGUGAAUAUUAUUACGGUUCUUCGCGAUGAAAGACCCGUGUAUUCCAAAAGAAAGGAAAGUCCUUUACAUACAGUAACGCAAGCGAUUGUUUAAAAGAUUGCGUAUAUUCAAACUAGUAAUUAAAUAAAUUUAAAAAAAAGAAAAUAGUUUGAUUAACUUGCGAAGUCGUUUUUGAUAACGUACAAUAAUUGUGGGUCUUGCCCAAUUUUUGUUUAAACGAAUAUUUAUUGUACAUAAACGAGGUACGAAAGUUUCGAGAUUGUAGGUGUUACAUUAUCGAGAACCAAUGUGGCCGUUCCGAUUGAACACAUUAGAAUGUAAAAAGCUCGCCGAAUAAACUUUUUAUUCUACUUGCUCGAAGUUUAUUUUUCUUACGUCUUCCGUGUACAUAAUUCAUACGCGAUACGUUAUGUACAUAAUAUGUAUACACAAUUAUUAUAAUUGUAUAGGGUUCGCUCUAACCCUUACAUGGUUAUAUUUGUCUACUUUUAAUGAACUCUGAUUUUAUAAGAUAUUAAA